Molecule: messenger RNA, 1008 nt
Organism: Musca vetustissima
Lineage: Eukaryota; Metazoa; Arthropoda; Insecta; Diptera; Muscidae
Exons: 1
Coding region: 34-1008 (324 amino acids)
Source: RefSeq, a predicted model, not a curated record
AACCCAUUCAGUUAACGAAGAUCAAAUAAAGUUAUGAAAGCUUUCAUAUUAAUGUCGUGUUUGGCCUUGGCUGCCGCUAAGCCAGAAGCUGGUUAUGCCUAUAACAGACCAGGAAGUGGUGGCGGCGGAGGUGGUUUUGGUGGCAGUUCGGGUGGAGGUGGUUUUGGUGGUGGAUCCGGCGGAGGUGGAUUCGGCGGUGGUUCUGGUGGAGGUGGUUUUGGCGGAGGUAUUGGUGGAGGUGGUUUCGGUGGCGGAGGCUUCGGCGGUGGUGCUGGAGGUGGCGGCUUUGGAGGUGGAGCUGGAGGUGGCGGAUUUGGUGGUGGUGCUGGAGGUGGCGGCUUUGGUGGUGGUGCUGGAGGUGGUGGAUUUGGUGGUGGCGGUUUCGGAGGUGGUGGUGCAAUCGGAGGAUUUGGUGGCGGCGGUGGCGGUACUUUGGUCCAGAAAAGUGUUUAUGUCCAUGUUGCUCCUGAAGAACCUGAAGAAGUUCGUCCUAGACCAAAUAUUCCUGUCGGUCCAGCCCAGAAAAAUUAUAAAAUAAUUUUCAUUAAAACACCGUCAGCACCCGCAUACCAAGCUCCUGUCAUACCCGUUCAACCACAAAACGAAGAAAAAACUUUGGUUUACGUGUUGGUCAAGAAGCCCGAGGAACAACAGGAUAUUGUUAUACCCACGGCAGCACCUACACAGCCAUCCAAACCCGAAGUAUACUUCAUCAAGUACAAGACUCAAAAGGAUGUUGGUGGCGCUGGUGGCGGAGCUGGUGCAGGUGCUGGUAUUGGCGGUGGAUUUGGCGGCGGUAGUGGUGGUGGCAUUGGAGGUGGAAUCGGUGGUGGUGCAGGCAUUGGCGGUGGAUUGGGUGGCGGCCUUGGUGGAGGUAUUGGCGGUGGUAGUGGAGGCGGUAUUGGUGGUGGAAUUGGUGGCGGUAGUGGCGGCGGCCUUGGUGUCGGUAUUGGUGGUGGAGCUCCAUCGACUAGCUAUGGACCACCUGGAAAAUCUGGCCAUCAUUAA